This is a messenger RNA of Zophobas morio, 1486 nucleotides long. Its product is annotated as U3 small nucleolar RNA-associated protein 15 homolog. Gene Ontology annotation, molecular function: protein binding. Bases 11 to 1486 code for a protein of 491 amino acids. The record is from RefSeq and is a predicted model, not a curated record. Lineage: Eukaryota; Metazoa; Arthropoda; Insecta; Coleoptera; Tenebrionidae. Gene Ontology annotation, biological process: rRNA processing; positive regulation of transcription by RNA polymerase I. The transcript is spliced from 15 exons. Gene Ontology annotation, cellular component: nucleolus.
UUAAGUUCUUAUGACUGAGUAUCAGAGAAUUAAAUUUAAACGUUACCCAAAACUUCAAACUAAUAUAAAUCCGGAGGCUAGGUAUUGGAGAAAAUUUAAGCAUCAAGUUACAGUAAAGGAAUAUGCGGCAGUUACCUCAAUUGAUUUUUGUCCCGUUUUACCUUAUGAUUACGCCAUAUCUAGUUCAGCAAGAAUCCAAAUAUACGGUGUUAACAAUAAUAAAGUGAAGAAAACUAUUUCGAGAUUUAAGGAGAUUGCUUAUUCGGGCUGCUUUCGGGAAGAUGGCCAAUUACUAGUCGCAGGCGAUGGAUCUGGACUUAUACAAGUUUUUGAUAGUAACAGUCGUACCGUUAUGAGAACUUUUAUUGGCCAUAGUAGAGCAGUACACGUCACUAAAUUUUCUUCUUACUCUCAAGUUAUGUCGUCCUCCGACGAUUGCACGGUGCGCUGCUGGGAUUUACCUACAGGCGAAGAACUCAUCUCAUUAUCGGGUCAUAAAGACUAUAUUCGAAGUGGUGAUGUUCAUUCCAGUUCUCCUGAGUUAUGGUUAACGGGAAGUUAUGAUCACACUGUUAAACUUUGGGAUCUUAGAAGCAAAGAAACCACUUUUACCAUGUGCCACGGCGCUCCAGUAGAAAGCGUUUUAUUGUUCCCUGGCGGCGUUAUGGCUCUUUCCGCUGGAGGAAACAAAAUUAAAGUUUGGGAUCUCCUAAGCGGGGGGCGUGAACUUUAUAGUUUUUCGAAUCACCAGAAGACUAUUACUUCUCUUGCAUUUGAUAGCUUCCAUCGUCGCAUUCUUUCGGGAUCGUUGGACCACCACGUAAAAAUAUACGAUGCGAGCACUUAUAAAGUUUUGCACGGCAUCAAGUACACUGCCCCCGUCUUGUGUUUAGCAUCUUCGCCAACCGGUCGCCACCUCGUGGUGGGCAUGAGCGAUGGCUGCGUGUCCAUCCGCUACCGUCCGGAAAUAAAGCCGCCUCCGGCGCCUCAGGCCCCUCCACGUGGCGGAACGCACAAGUAUAUUGUGCGUGGACCGUUAGCGAAGCCGAAGGAGGACGACCUUUUUAUUGAGCGAGAAAAAAAGAAAAUUUUAAAGCGGUAUGACGCUUUUCUCAAGAAAUUCCAAUACGGAAGAGCUUUGGAUGCCGCUUUGGAGACUAGCAAGCCUGUGGUGGUCAUCUCUGUUCUAGAGGAACUGGUCCGUCGCGGAGGAAUUCAUAUAGCACUUAGCGGAAGGAAUGAAAAGUCGCUGAUCCCAUUUUUAAUGUUUCUAGCUAAACAUAUAAAUAAUCCGAGAUACUCGUCGCUUUUAUUAAAUCUUUGCGGAGUAAUAAUAGACAUUUAUAGUUCUGUUAUUGGCCAGUCGUUAGAGAUUGAUGAGCUCAUUUUUAAAAUUCACCGGAAGAUUAAAUUGGAGAUUGAAUUUCAGAAGAAACUGUUUGAAAUUUUGGGAUCUCUCGAUAUGAUUAUGCAUAACAGUUUAUGA